GCCGGGAGGGCCGGGAGGGGCGGCAGGGGACGACAGGGCACGGACGGGAGCCCGGCCAGAGCCGUGGUCAGUCGGCUGGAUGCGGCCGCAGCGAGUGGAGGGGGGAGCGCGUGUCCAGUGGACGGUCGAGCACUCGGACACGAUGCCGGCCGGCAGUCGGCUGGCGCUCGGCUGCCUCGUGUUCAGCCUGUGCGUGCUGCUCUCGGAGGCGUAUCUGUUCAGUUUGCUGCUCUCGAACCCUGUGGUGCCGACGGACUCGGUCGGGGGCGCCGGGCCGGACCGGGCCGCCAGUGACAGUGACCUCAGGUCAGGUGAACCAGUGCGGGCCGCCAGUGAGUCGGUGGGCGAGCUGAGGACGCGGGCCGCGGGCCGAUCGGAGACCGAGCUGGAUCUCGAUUUGGACCUGGAGCUGGAGCUGGGUCUGGACCUGGGUGUGACCUCUGUCGGUCCCGGAGGUGAGGGAGGCGCCGAGGACCAGGAUCUGAACCGACCCGCCGGUCGCCGGCGGUUCAGCGCUUCCCUGGUACCGCGGCACAGUGCCAGGCUAUCCGAGGAUAGUGCUACUGAAGAGGACAGUGCCAAACUCCUGGCCGAAAUGAUGGCCUCGGAGCGCUCCAGUGAGCGGAGCUGUCUGUCGGACCAGGUGUGUGGCCGCGGCAGGUUUUGUGACUCGGAGACUGGCACGUGUCAGCGGCGCCGGCGGCCCGGCCAGCCGUGCUCCCGGGACGGCCAGUGCCGCGGCCGCAGCAGCUCCUGUACACUGGGUCACUGCCAGAGGCGACAGCACAAGGAGAAGAAGGAGCUGGUGUCCGAGUGCCGCUCGGACACCGACUGCGACUCCGACUCGUGCUGCGCCCGUCUCAGCUCUGGGACCGUGUGUCGGCCCCGCACCCCGGUCGGCCAGCGGUGUCAGGCGCUGCCGGCCAACCUGCCCGUGCCCAUCUACGCCACCUGUCCGUGCGAGCGGGGGUCAGCGUGUAAAUACGUCCACAGACCAGGGGAGGACUGGACAUUAUGGACAGCUUAUGACAACCUGAGGUGUGUUCGAGAUUAGACGGGUUACCUGAGGCGUUCGCCGGUGAAUCUUAUGGAUUUCGAGACGCCCCAUCUAGUCAUGUUGUGCCGGCGCUGCUCCGAGCAGCCAAGUGAUAGAUCUGCGCCAAUUCGCCAGAGGAUAUGCGUGUUUGUGUUAUGAGAUUUUUAUCAGUGACAUUGGAAAGUGUACCUAUUGUUUUGACGCGCCAAGCUGGCUGUACUGAUGUUUUAAGGUGAUGUGAGCAUGCCCAUGGUGAGCACAGAAAUAUAAUGACCGGACAGUUA
Messenger RNA from Amphibalanus amphitrite, 1320 nucleotides. RefSeq lists its product as uncharacterized. Gene Ontology annotation, cellular component: extracellular region. Bases 80 to 1054 code for a protein of 324 amino acids. The transcript is spliced from 4 exons. Gene Ontology annotation, biological process: negative regulation of canonical Wnt signaling pathway; multicellular organism development. The record is from RefSeq and is a predicted model, not a curated record. Gene Ontology annotation, molecular function: receptor antagonist activity; co-receptor binding. Lineage: Eukaryota; Metazoa; Arthropoda; Thecostraca; Balanomorpha; Balanidae.